AACACGUCACUCGCUGGCUGGCUGUCUAGUAUCUGGCGGUGUGGUUGUGUGCGGUCGGACUGUGGUUGUGUCUCAGGUCUGCUCGUGUUGAUAGCGACACACCGAGGACGCGUUUCAUCGCCGGGAGAUGGGAAUGCAGACGGGAUGGCUCUAAGACGAAUCGCCCUCACGCUGCUGGCCCUGUCCGGGCUGGCGGCCGUCGGUAGCGCUCUGCGUUGUAACUGCACAAACUGUGAGAAGACGGGCUUCGAGUGUGAGACGGAUGGCGCCUGCAUGGCCUCCACAUACAACAUCGAGGGGGAUGAGCAACAUGUACGCAUCUGUAUAAACCGGGACCACCUGGUCCCCCCUGGACAGCCCUUCUACUGUCUGAGUGCCGAAGGGCUGCUCAACACACAUUGCUGCUAUGAAGAUUACUGCAACAGUAUUGACCUGAAAGUUCCAGUCCCAACAAAGAGUGGAGACUGGUCAGGUUCAGGAGGUCCCUGGGGGCCAGUGGAGCUGGUGGCGGUCAUCGCAGGCCCUGUGUUUCUGCUAUGUGUGCUGCUGAUGGUCGGAGUGUUCCUGUUCCAGUAUCACCAGAGAGCCUACAGCCACAGGCAGAGGCUGGAGGUAGAGGACCCCUCCUGUGACCAUCUGUACUUGGCCAAGGACAAGACCCUGCAGGACCUCAUCUAUGACAUGUCCACCUCCGGGUCUGGCUCUGGUUUGCCCCUGUUUGUGCAGCGGACGGUGGCCAGGACCAUUGUGCUGCAGGAGAUAAUAGGAAAGGGUCGUUUUGGUGAAGUGUGGAGGGGCAAGUGGCGAGGAGGAGAUGUGGCGGUGAAGAUCUUCUCAUCCAGAGAGGAGCGCUCCUGGUUCAGAGAAGCCGAGAUCUACCAGACAAUCAUGCUGCGACAUGAGAACAUCCUCGGAUUCAUUGCAGCAGACAAUAAAGAUAAUGGCACUUGGACUCAGCUCUGGCUGGUGUCAGACUAUCAUGAGCACGGCUCCCUGUUUGACUACCUGAACCGCUACUCCGUCACCAUCGAAGGCAUGAUCAAACUCGCCCUGUCCGCCGCCAGCGGCCUGGCUCACCUCCACAUGGAGAUCCUCGGCACUCAGGGUAAGCCUGGUAUUGCUCACCGUGACCUCAAGUCUAAAAAUAUCCUGGUUAAGAAGAACGGCAUGUGUGCUAUAGCUGACCUCGGCCUGGCAGUCCGCCACGAGUCCAUCACAGACACAAUCGAUAUCGCACCGAACCAGCGCGUGGGCACGAAGAGGUAUAUGGCUCCAGAGGUUCUGGACGAAACCAUCAACAUGAAACACUUUGAUUCCUUCAAGUGUGCCGACAUCUAUGCGCUGGGUCUGGUGUACUGGGAAAUUGCGCGUCGCUGCAAUACAGGAGGUAUCCAUGAGGAGUACCAGCUGCCCUACUACGACCUCGUCCCCUCUGACCCCUCCAUAGAAGAGAUGAGGAAGGUGGUGUGUGACCAGAAACUGAGGCCCAAUGUGCCCAACUGGUGGCAGAGCUACGAGUCACUGCGCGUAAUGGGGAAGAUCAUGAGGGAGUGCUGGUACGCCAACGGCGCGGCCAGACUGACCGCCCUGCGCAUCAAGAAGACUCUGUCCCAGCUCAGCGUGGAGGAGGACAUCAAAAUGUGAGGAUCAGGCGCCGUCAAAACAGUUGACGCACCGAAGACGCGCAGCCAGACCACACUCCAAUAGGAAAGAAACACUAAAGACAGACUGCAAAUGAAAACCCUGCCAGUUUUAAAGCCACACUCCAAGUUGUGACAAGGCCUACCUCACCUUUUUAGCCAAAACUACUGAGAACCCCCCCUCUCUCCCUUGUCCUUAACUUUUAUCUCCCCUUCCAUCCUCGUGUCUCCCCCCCCGUCUCCCUCGACCCCCUCUCUUCUCCAUGGGCCACAACACUACCACUGUUAAUACCAUCACACUCAACCGUUCUGUUUUCAUUUCCCAUGGCAGGAAUUAUUACUAUUGUACAGCGACGGGAUUUGUUUGUUUUUUUUAAAUCUUUUUUUACCUCUGAAACUUUUCCCGUGAUGGACUAACCUUGUCCGGAAGAGCCGAGCAUGUUGUGGGUUUGAUGUUUUAGAGACAUAACACUUUAUAACACGCCCAUGUUGCGGAAAGAGGCUGAAGAGCUGUGUCUCGUCGCGUCCGGACCACGAGACACUCGGACGUCCUCCGGUCUCGGCUGUAGUUCAUUAGACAGAAGCAGUUGUCGGCCAUUCAUUCUGUUGAUUUUUAGCAUGAACAGCUGGAAUGUGUAUUUUCUUUUUUUUAAAUCCUACAGACAGAAAUUAGUUGCACUCAACUGUAGCUUCCUCAUCAUGUGUGAGACCUUCAGGUAUAACCCUUAAUCAGUCCUGGUGUUUAAGUGUGAAAUGUGGCAGGGAUAAUGUUUUGGGAGGGUUUUAAUUUUUAAUUUAUUUGUUGAUAUUUUUUAUUUCAUAUUUUGAUGAACACUGUGAGAUUGAGAUGUGACAAGCCAGAGUCGUGAUAUGAAAUGUGGUGUUGUCGUUGAGUCCGAGCUUUCACCGCCAUCUUCCAGACGAUGGAGGAGGAGGAGGAUGAUGAUGAUGUGGAUGAUGUGGAUGAUGAGGAUGAAGAUGAAGGGGUUGUUGCAUUCUUUUAAUAAAACACUCGGUUCAGAUCUGGAUGUAGCUGUGACGCCCUUUAGUGAAAAGGCAAUGACAUCGUGCACACUGAGCAAAUAAGAAGCGUAUGAAAUGGCAAUGAAAAUACUGUUUAUUGUUUUGUUUUUUUUCCUCAAUUAUAUUUUGUGUUUUAUAUAAAGAUAUCAUGAUGGGGUAAUUUUUUUUUUUCUUUUGACAUUGACACUACUGAUGGGUACAUAUGAUUUGUAUAUAAAACAUGCAUUUGUUCCUUUUAUACCACAAGCACCAGUGUGAUAUGUUCUUGCUUGAAUGGUACUUUUCAGAAGUCUGUUAUGUGAUCUGUCCGCAUGGUGUCUAACUGUGCCAGGAAGUAGACGGUGUCAUUUGCUGGAAUUUUCUUCUUUUUUUUUUUUUUCACUUGCUCCUCUCAUGGCAAUUCGGUGGUACUACUGAUCCCAGUUGAUUUAAUUUUUUUUUUUGUUCCUUGCAUCUUCUGUUUUUAUUUUGAAAUGUAUAUUUGUUGGAAUCACUUUACGAGUUCUUGUCAGAGCUCAGUGAUGCAGACCUGCUCCUACAUACGACCUCUUUCUCAUUGACACUGGAAUAUUACGGCGCAUCGUGUAAAAACCCUGAAUGCCGAUUUAGCCACCGGUGGUGUUCGAAGGCGGCCGGUGGCGGAUCACACGCAGGGAUCAUGCAGUUAGAUGUGAAAAGCAGCUCAGAGGUUUUUACUUCAAAGACGGACUUGCUGUAAAGUGAAACUGCACGUUUUCAUUGUCCUCUUGUCGCCUGCAGCUGCGAGUGGCUGCGGACGAGACUAUCAAAGUAUUACACUGACGUUUUGUCACCAUCAGGCUCUGCACUGUUACGUCCACAUGGACUUUAGUUAAUGUUCAUUACGUCAUCACUUGAUCAAGAAUCCGUGUCAUGUUGUUUAUCCAUUUUGCAUGCUGUCUCAAACACUGGCUCCUCUGCACUAAGGUGGAUGAAUUCUUGAAGUCUUUCCCUCUUCCUGCCUGUUGUUAUUUCUUUCUGAAGACCUCCUUGUGUUCAGGUUGUUGGCUGUGUACCCCGACAUGUUGCUGCUACUGUUAACAUGGGGAGAGGUUCGACAGGCAGAGUGGAGAAGAGCUGGGGAGGAGGGGAGGGGGAUGGGAGACUUCUGUCACUUGAACCAAAACAGUCAAAAACACUCCAGUCCAUGUUUGGUUUGUUGCCAUGGGUAUGUGUUCAUCAGACAUCCUGUUCAUUGUGUAAUUCUUCAAGAUUCAAAAAUCAUGUUGUGCAAAAAUCUUUUCAGAAUUAGUUCAAAAGUGUAAAUAGAUGAGAUACAAUAAAUUCCUCUUUUUCUUA
This is a messenger RNA of Hippoglossus stenolepis (Pacific halibut), 3980 nucleotides long. It is a transcript of the gene acvr1ba, whose product is annotated as activin A receptor type 1Ba. The coding region runs from base 145 to 1644 and encodes 499 amino acids. The record is from RefSeq and is a predicted model, not a curated record. Gene Ontology annotation, cellular component: plasma membrane; activin receptor complex. Lineage: Eukaryota; Metazoa; Chordata; Actinopteri; Pleuronectiformes; Pleuronectidae. The transcript is spliced from 9 exons. Gene Ontology annotation, biological process: protein phosphorylation; activin receptor signaling pathway; cellular response to growth factor stimulus. Gene Ontology annotation, molecular function: activin binding; ATP binding; activin receptor activity, type I.